This is a messenger RNA of Eremothecium cymbalariae DBVPG#7215, 1149 nucleotides long. RefSeq names its product methionine adenosyltransferase. NCBI's taxonomy places the organism in Eukaryota, Fungi, Ascomycota, Saccharomycetes, Saccharomycetales, Saccharomycetaceae. Gene Ontology annotation, cellular component: cytosol. The record is from RefSeq and is a predicted model, not a curated record. Gene Ontology annotation, molecular function: ATP binding; methionine adenosyltransferase activity. The transcript has a single exon. The coding region runs from base 1 to 1149 and encodes 382 amino acids. Gene Ontology annotation, biological process: S-adenosylmethionine biosynthetic process.
AUGGGCAAGAGAUUUUUGUUUACGUCCGAGUCUGUGGGCGAGGGCCAUCCGGACAAGAUCUGCGACCAGGUCUCGGAUGCCAUCCUCGACGCCUGUCUCCGUGAGGACCCGCUCUCCAAGGUGGCGUGCGAGACCGCCGCCAAAACAGGCAUGAUCAUGGUGUUCGGCGAAAUCACCACUAACGCCAAACUAGACUACCAGCAGAUCGUCAGAGACACCGUGCAACAGAUCGGCUACGACAGCUCCGAAAAGGGCUUUGACUACAAAACCUGCAACGUGUUGGUGGCCAUAGAGCAGCAGUCGCCAGACAUCGCGCAGGGCUUGCAUUACGAGAAGGCGCUAGAGGAUCUCGGAGCAGGAGACCAGGGCAUCAUGUUUGGGUACGCCACAGACGAGACCCCAGAGGGCUUGCCGCUAACCAUUUUGUUGGCUCAUAGACUAAACAUGGCCAUGGCGGAUGCCCGUAGGGACGGUUCUUUGGAGUGGCUCAGACCGGACACCAAGACACAGGUCACCGUUGAGUACGAGGAGGACAAUGGCCGCUGGGUGCCGCUCCGCAUUGACACCAUUGUCCUUUCUGCGCAGCAUUCUGAGGACAUCUCCACGGAGGAUCUCAGGGCGGCUAUCCGCACCCACAUCAUCGGCAAGGUGAUUCCUGCGCACAUGUUGGACGCCCAGACCAAGUACUACAUCCAGCCCUCGGGCCGCUUUGUGAUUGGUGGGCCGCAGGGAGACGCGGGCUUGACUGGGCGUAAGAUUAUCGUCGACGCGUACGGCGGCGCUGCCGCGGUUGGUGGCGGCGCGUUUUCCGGCAAGGACUACUCCAAGGUGGACCGCUCGGCGGCUUACGCCGCCAGAUGGGUGGCCAAGUCGUUGUUAGCCGCCGGGUUAUGUAAGCGGGUGCAGGUUGAGUUUUCCUAUGCGAUCGGAAUUGCGGAGCCGUUGUCGAUCCACGUGGAGACGUUUGGAACGGCUGACCGUUCGGACGACGAGAUAAUCCAGAUCAUCAAGGACAACUUCGAUUUGCGGCCUGGUGUGUUGGUGAAGGAGUUGGAUCUUGCCAAGCCCAUCUAUCUCCCCACGGCGUCGUAUGGUCAUUUCACGAACCAGGAGUAUUCGUGGGAGAAGCCCAAGGCGCUAAAGUUCUGA